Molecule: messenger RNA, 2231 nt
Organism: Metopolophium dirhodum (rose-grain aphid)
Lineage: Eukaryota; Metazoa; Arthropoda; Insecta; Hemiptera; Aphididae
Product: zinc finger MYM-type protein 1-like
Exons: 4
Coding region: 240-2231 (663 amino acids)
Source: RefSeq, a predicted model, not a curated record
UAGUAAACUGUGAAUUGGCUUCAUCGGCAGGUAAUAAUUUAGUAUAAUAUAAAUUAUAGUUUUCUGAUCUUAAUUUUUUUUUUUUUUUUAAAGAUAUUGGUGUUUCUACUGUUGAUGUUGAAAAUCAAGAUGAGGAUUUGGGACAAACUAAUGUCACAGAUACUAUUCCUAGUUUUUUUUCUCCUGAGAAAAAUAUAGUAAACUGUGAAUUGGCUUCAUCGGCAGGACAAGUUGACUCAAUGGUAGAUAAUGAUCCUGUAAGAUUUUCUAAUACCAUUACAAAAUUAAGUUUUGAACAGAAGAAGUAUAUUUUAUGUUUGGGUCCUUGUCAACCAACUACUCAGCAGAUGCCACUCCGACAAUUCCCAAGAACAAACAAAUACAGUUUCCGUGCUCAAUGGUACACUAAAACUUUGCCUGAUGGGUCAAUGGGAUUCCGUAAAUGGUUAUCGUAUUCAAUAUCAGCUGAUAAAAUAUUUUGCAUUUAUUGUAUGUUGUUUGGUAAAUCUCCUAAGAAGGCAUGGACUAUUGAUGGUACUUCUCGUUGGAAAGAUGGUAACCAUUUAUUAACUUCCCAUGAAACUUCAACUAUACACAUAGCCGCCUCAAUUGAUGCUACUAUACAUGAACAUUGUUCACCAUUAUUACCAGCGUUAGAAGAAAAAAAGAAAAUGGAGGUUCAAACCAACAGAGUAGUUGUAAAACAACUAAUAGAUAUUUCGCUAUUUUUAGCUAAACAUGGACUUGCAUUUAGAGGUCAUAAAGAAAAGUGGACGGAUUCUAUUCGUGGAAACUUUAAAGAUAUGGUUAUUUUAUUAGCUGAAUAUUCACCUGUAUUAUCGUCUUACAUUACUUGUUUAAAAAAGAAGGGGAAAUCUGUUACAUCUUUAAUAUCCUGGCAACGACAAAACCAGUUAAUCGAUGCUAUUUCAAAUUCAAUUUUCAAUUCAUUCACACAAAAAGUUGAAACUGCUUGUGUUUUCAGCAUAUCUAUUGAUACAACAUUUGACAUCUCAAGACAAGAACAAGUUUCUUUCAUAGUGCGUUUUGUUGAUGAAAGUAAUGGUAUGAUAUAUGAACGUUUACUCGCAAUGUGUUCUACUGCCUCUACUAAAAGUGAAACACUAUUCAAUAUUUUCCUUAAUGUUUUCAAUAAAACCAAUCUUAAUUGGAAAAAAAACCUAAUAGGUCAAUCAUAUGACGGUGCCGCCAAUAUGAGGGGUGAGUACAAUAGUUUACAGGCAAAAGUAAAAAGUGAAAAUCCUCAUGCAGUUUAUAUUUGGUGUUGGGCUCACCGUUUAAAUUUGGUUGUUGAACAAGGUGUUGCAAGUUGCCUUGAAGCAGUUGAUUUUUUUGGAAUUUUAGGAAGAGUUUUUGACUUUGUAUGUAGCAGUAAAAACCGUGUAUUCCUUUUUGAACAAAAUCAAAAAAUCCGAAACCCUAACUUGCCGGUUCGUCGUUUGAAACGUGUAACUACUACUAGGUGGAGUAGCCAUUCUACAGCUCUUAAUACAGUUUUACUGACUUGGGCAUCGUUAGUUGAUACACUGGAAGAUCUUUGGAAAUCAGAAGCUUCAUCAGAUGCAUCGUCAUUUCUUUUAUAUUUUCAAUCUGAAAGAUUUCUUUAUACAUGUUUUUUAUUUAAAAAAAUAUUUUCUGUACUAGAUCCAUUAAGCAAAACAUUUCAAGCGAUUGAUAUAGAUCUUAUCACUGCAUCAUCAAUGAUAACAUCAAAAAGAGGUCAAUUAUUAAAUAUUCGCAAUGAAUUUAAUUCAAUUGUCAUCGAAGUGAAGCAAUUUAUUCAAAAUCAUCUGGAUGAAAAUUUUACUCCUUUACCACAAAAACGGUCAAGAAAAAGAAAAAUAAUGCCCGGGGAGAAAGCAACCGAUGAACCAACAUCUGACCCUCUGACUAAUUUUAAAUAUCACACUUUUUACACGGUGCUUGAUAUCAUAUGCAAAAUAAAAAUGGAUACUAACAAAAUACCUUGUGAUGCAUUUGAAGGCAUAGCGUCGAUAUAUUCAACAUUUUUAAAUGCAGAAGCAUUAAAUACAGAAUAUUUAUGGCUUAUUGAUUGUUUUUCAAAUUUAGAAAAAACAAUAAAUUUAACUAAAUAUCUUCAUAAGGAUGAGGAUAAUGAAUCAACCAAUUCUUCAGAUUUUGAAUCGCACAUUUCCGAGUCUGAUGAAGAAUUAAUUUCUCAAUGUCCCAUCGAAGAAUCUCAAAUAUAA